Wyeomyia smithii (pitcher-plant mosquito) is the source of this 2998-nucleotide messenger RNA. RefSeq lists its product as uncharacterized. The coding region runs from base 1204 to 2529 and encodes 441 amino acids. NCBI's taxonomy places the organism in Eukaryota, Metazoa, Arthropoda, Insecta, Diptera, Culicidae. The transcript has 4 exons. The record is from RefSeq and is a predicted model, not a curated record.
UUACGGAGUGUGCCCGUGUGUUUCGCGAGUAAUUUCGCCGCUCACCGUUCAGAGAUUUGUGCAGCAUUACUUUCUGUUGCACAAAGGUGAGCAGAUUUUUAUUAGUUUUUUUUUGUCACUGUUAACCGUGCCCCCGCAGGGAGACGCGUAGGGGAAAAGAUUGGCUCCUUGGGAGCGCCGAAAUACCGCAGUGUAAUUUAUGAGUGAUUUUGUUCUGCCAGGAAUUUGAGUGGGUUUUUGUGGUUGCAAGAAGCUUCAGUCGAAAAGUGAAUUGCAAAAAUAAAAAAUAAAAUCUCGCCAUUUCGACCUCCGAUGGUCUAGCAGCGUAACGCAAAGUACAACGAAUGCAUAACCAUAAGGUGCAAGUGGAGUGCAGCGCAGCCAUAGACGCUCUAUUUCUGGUGGAAGUGCAACGUUUACUCUGAGACAAUACGUCGAUUCGAGGUGGAAUGGAGGAAAGUGCAGAAAUAUGCUAAGCUGCAAACGCCGAUCACCGUUGAGUAACUCCUUCAUGUUAUUAGUUGGGACUGCAUUUGAACAGCCACCACCCCCUAAGAGGCUCACCCAUUGGCAGCGGCAAUUAUCUUUUGAUCGUGAAAGCUACAUUUUUAAUAGCUAGGGAAGAUUGCAAACAUUUCGUCUCGAAAUUUCCAGCAGCAAUCCCACGAGACAAGUUUUUCUGCCCGAACAGUGAUGUAAACUAUUUUUGGUCACAGAAAAAGUGGCUCGUAAAUAAAAGCCAUCGGUCACGCACGUCUUCGUCCUCACAUCAAUAUACUACGCGACAACUCACAAGUGGACCUUUGUUAAAUCAUCAAUCGUGAUAACUCAACUGUCGAGGUUCAUAACUAAAGUGCUAGGCAGUGAAGAAAACCAGACAAGGAGACACUAAAAACGCCUCGACGUUUGAUUUGAAAAUUACAUGUCGCGAGAAUAAUUGAAGCAAACAAUACGUUAAGAGUUGUGCAAAAAAAAAAACGGUAGGUUGACGCCCGCUGGCCAAACAGUAUUGCUACUUGCGAAACAGGUGUUGACGUGUAGCAAGAGGUCAUAACGAAAAAAAACGCCCAGCUACUGCGAACGACAGUGAAAGAAUCGAUUUGUCCAUUGAUAAGCAGCGUUGAAGUGAACGCAAAAACUUAUUAGGCAGUAUGAGCUUUAGCACAGCCGCGGCUAUACAGUUUCUACUCUAUUUACUUACAGAUGGCCAACGAAUGGGUUGCACCUUCACAAGAGGAACCGGAGUCCCUGUCCGGUGGUAGUAACAGCAGUUCAUGUUCCCCACACUCCAGUCUCCAGCAUAUUCCAGCCUUCAACUACUACGAUAGUGCCAAUCUACAGCGUAUGUCACAUUAUCCCUUAAACCGACUCACCAAUUAUAACCUCUACAAACACAGAAGACAAAGUACCUCCAAUUACGACGCCAACAAUGGUCGCGACCGGGCGAUGGAGAGAAGCACUUACACAAACCGCAGCUUCGUACUCCACGAGCCCAACCAUCACCAGUACGUACCGAAACGGAAGGGUGGGUUUAUGUUUGAAUCGUCACAUUAUGGACCUGAUCGGGUUGAUCGUGUUCCCGAUCGUCGCCGUCAUAGUUUGCACCAGCUGAGUGCGUCAAAAAUGGACGAUUUAAAGACUCGGUUCGAUGAGUACAGUUCGUCGGCAGCGGUCGCCAGAGGGCGUGGUGGUGGUGGGGGUGGUAUAGACGGAAGUCGACGUCCAAACCGGCAUCAGCUGACUAGUGGCAUACAAUUUGUCACCGGUGCCGGAAGACUGAAUCUUGGCUACAGCGGUGGUAGAAGUUUGAAUAUUAACAACGAGUCGCCAUCCACACACCGAGCUCCAGUAGCCGAAGGUAGACAGAAAGUCAGCAGCGCGAAGACACCAAAGCGUGGCUCGAGGUCAUCGCAAGGAUCGACGGACAGUAGUCACAGUUCACAUAGUGCCUCAUCCGGCUCGCUACUGCUGACGGUAGCGAAUCUGGAGAACUUUGCCAAGAUCAACAGAAAACACGAGUCUAGCUACGGUACCAGCAAAGCCAUGGAGGAAUACCUGUCUUCAACGACUGGAAUCGUCCCGACCGCCGCCAUCAUGGAAGCCGUUGGUGACAAGUACAGCAGCCACAACGUCCUAGCGAAACAGAACCACAACGAGCAACCGGGAGACUGCACGGAAUCGACAGACCAAUCCGAAAUCAACUAUCUAAAGGAUGAUGACAGUGGUAACCCACCGACCAGCUCGGCCAUCAUUGCCAUCGAGGAAAUCACCUCCGAUCUGAGGCAGCAACAGGACCAGCAGUAUCGUUCAAUGAAAACCAAAGAUCCGGAUUCGGUGUCAGUGGCCAGUUCAACGCAUUUCACGAUGAUCAACGGUGUGGGUGGUUCCCAGCGCCUCCCGAAAGGGGGCAUUUGUUCCCGGGGCCACCAGAUCACGGUGCUGAUCGUCACGAUGAGUAUCGUGUUCAUGGUUGGGAUCUGCGCGGCCGUCUUCUUCCUAGAAAUGCGUGCCAGAGAAAUGCCAAGAUGAAACAGGGCCCGAAGGACAAAAAACCACCGGAUACGGAACACAACCUUCCUGUCCCAAGCAAUUAAAAAACAACCAUCAUCGCCCCAGUAGCCAUAUUGAAAUCAACAUAACUUUUUACGUAAUAUUACUUACUAGUAAUAAUCCAACGAUGACUAUCACACCGUUGGGAAGAACAAGCUUAUAAGGAACGGAUGCGCAAAGCGUACUUUCAUUUCUGUUUCCUUAGUAAACAUUCCAAAACAACAAGUUCACUUAUACACCCUAGAGAAGCGAAAGAAAAAAAGAUUGCAGUCAAAAAUGAAACUUGCACAGUCGCUAGCAGUCAUUCUAUUCCCCAACGUUCUUUGGAAAAAAAAGUAAACAAAACAUAAUAUCUUCCUCAAACAAACUCAUACGCUACUAUACAUAUUUUUUCUGUGAUAUUUGUUAACUUAUUUAAAUUAUGUCACCAAAAGUGAAAAAAUAAAGU